Molecule: messenger RNA, 713 nt
Organism: Tarenaya hassleriana
Lineage: Eukaryota; Viridiplantae; Streptophyta; Magnoliopsida; Brassicales; Cleomaceae
Product: histone H2B.11-like
Exons: 1
Coding region: 81-515 (144 amino acids)
Biological process (GO): nucleosome assembly
Cellular component (GO): nucleosome
Molecular function (GO): structural constituent of chromatin; protein heterodimerization activity; DNA binding
Source: RefSeq, a predicted model, not a curated record
GGUGGGGAGCGUAUAAGUCGACGUUCAAGUGUAUUUCCUUUUCUCAGUCUUUGAAAUCGUGAUUUUCUAGUCUGACAACAAUGGCUCCAAAGGCGGAGAAGAAGCCGGCGGAGAAGAAACCGGCGGAGGAGAAGAAGGCCGAGAAAUCUCCGGCGGAGAAGAAGCCGAAGGCUGGGAAGAAGCUGCCGAAGGAGGCCGUAGCCAGCGGCGAAAAGAAGAGGAAGAUGAAAAAGAAGAGCACGGAGACGUACAAGAUCUACAUCUUCAAGGUGCUGAAGCAGGUCCAUCCAGACAUCGGAAUCUCGAGCAAGGCCAUGGGAAUAAUGAACAGCUUCAUCAACGACAUCUUCGAGAAGCUCGCUCAGGAGGCUUCAAGGCUCGCGAGGUACAACAAGAAGCCCACGAUUACUUCCCGCGAGAUUCAGACAGCCGUCAGGCUUGUUCUUCCCGGAGAGCUGGCGAAACAUGCUGUUUCUGAGGGGACCAAGGCCGUGACGAAAUUCACCAGCUCGUGAAUUGUACCCGUCUGGUUUCAGUCGAUAUAUGGUGAUGUUGCUGUGUAGUAAGCUAGGUUUAGGGCGAUCCGGGUACUUGUUUUUGAAAAUCGAAUCCCGAAAUUUCUCAUGUAUUUCACGUCUCCAACUUCGAUGUAUCUAUGAAACUUCCUUAUGAAAACAGCCCGAUUUUCAGAUAUUUCUGGUCGGGUUUAGAUA